AUGGCGUGUCAUGACGUCAUUGGCCAUGGCGAUAACGCCACCACCGCGCAGAACGUCACCAACCCUGGCAACGAUGAGAGUACAGCCGACUACUCUGGGACAAUGAAGGCUCUGGCGUGGUACGGCAAGAACGAGGUCCGAAUGAUUGACACACCGAAGCCCAAGAUUCUAGAGGAUCGUGACGUUAUCGUCAAGGUCACUGGUUCCACAGUCUGCGGUUCUGACCUGCACUUGCUUCACGGCACUGUCGUGGAGAUGCAGAAGGGCGACAUUCUCGGACACGAGUUCUGUGGUGUCGUAGACGAGUGCGGCCCCGGUGUCACAAAGUUCAAGAAGGGUCAACGAGUCGUUGCCUCCUUCCAGAUCGCCUGCGGUGACUGCUACUACUGCAAACAGAAGCUGUCUUCACAGUGCGAGAAGACCAACUCAAACACAAUUGAGAACGCAAUGUACGGCGGCCGGACAGCAGGCAUGUUCGGUUACUCUCACUUCACUGGUGGAUAUGCUGGUGGUCAAGCAGAGUACACUCGCGUGGCAUACGGCGACGUCAACCUACUACCGCUUCCCGAUGAUGUUCCUGACGAGGCGGGUCUCUUCCUUUCUGACGUUCUGUGCACCUCAUGGCACGCCGUUGUCGACACUGGUGUCAACAAGGGUGAUGUAGUCGCCAUUUGGGGAGCCGGCCCGAUUGGACAAAUGGCUGCGGAUUUCUCUUUGAUGCAAGGCGCAUCCAGGGUCAUCAUGAUCGACUCUAACUGGCGUCUCGACUUCGUCAAGGCCAGAUACCCCAAUGUCGAUACUCUCGACUUCUCUACACUGGCCAAGGGCGAGUCGGUCACAAGCAAACUCAAGGAGAUGUGCAACAACCGCGGUCCAGACGUCAGCAUUGAGUGUGCUGCCGGUGAGUACGCCAAGGGCUGGGCACAUUACUUCGAGAUGAUGCUCGGUCUCGAGACCGACACCAGCGAGCUCAUCAACGAGAUGAUUACCAGCACACGGAAUAUGGGUCGCUGUGGUAUUACUGGUGUAUACGUCGGCUUCACCAACCACUUCAACAUCGGUUCUCUUAUGGAGCGUGGUAUCCGUCUUAUUGGUAACGGUCAAGCACCUGUUCACAUGUACUGGGAGUCUCUCCUCCAGAUGAUCCAGGAGAAACGCAUCGACCCGAUGAAGAUGGUCACCCACCGUGUUCGCCUUGAAGACUUGGACAAAGUCUACUACAAGUUCGAGAAGAAGGAGGAUGGCAUGCAGAAGGUCUUUGUUGAGACCAAGUGGAGUUUCCCAGCGUCCAAGGAUAGCCCUGAGUUGACCAGGUACUAA
Molecule: messenger RNA, 1320 nt
Organism: Alternaria alternata
Lineage: Eukaryota; Fungi; Ascomycota; Dothideomycetes; Pleosporales; Pleosporaceae
Product: S-glutathione dehydrogenase
Exons: 3
Coding region: 1-1320 (439 amino acids)
Molecular function (GO): oxidoreductase activity; zinc ion binding
Source: RefSeq, a predicted model, not a curated record